AUGCUGACUCAUCAUGAUGUGAACAGGACGUGCUUCUGGUCCAUCUCCCUGACCUACCUUCCUCUGUGGCUGGUCCUGGACUAUCUCUGUGACCUGAUGUAUGUCGCCGACAUGGUCAUCACGCUGAGGACAGGGUUCCUGGAGCAGGGCCUGCUGGUCUCAGACCGGUCUCGGCUGAAAGACCGUUACCUCCGCUCCAGAGUCUUCCUGCGGGACCUGGCCUCUCUGCUCCCCACAGACCUGCUGUACUUGGCCUUCGGGAUCCAGACCCCAUUGGUCCGGAUCAACCGUCUGCUCCGCACGCCGCGCCUGAGCGAGGCUCUGGACCGGAUGGAGACCCGGACCUCGUACCCCAACACCUUCCGGAUCUCCAAGCUCAUGGUCUACAUCUUCGUGCUGAUCCACUGGAACGCCUGCCUGUACUUCGCCCUGUCCCGCUACAUCGGCUUCGGCAGCGACCUCUGGGUCUACCCCAACACCUCAAUCCCCGCCUUCGCCUCCACGCGCCGCCAGUACUUCUACUGCUUCUGGUUCUCGGCGCAGAUCUUCACCACGGUGGGGGACACGCCGCUGCCGAGCCGAGAGGAGGAGUAUCUAUUCAUGAUCGCGGACCUCCUCAUCGCCGUGUUGGUGUUCGCCUCCAUCGUCGGGAACGUCGGGAACGUCAUCUCCAGCCUCAGGGACCGCGACAACGUCUUCUUCCCCAACCAUGAGCUGGUGAAGGCGUACCUGCGCAGCCACCACAUCAGUAGAGAGCUGAGGACCAGGAUCGACACAUGGUACCAACACCUGCACAUCCACAAGAAGAUCACGAGAGAGACCGAGAUCCUGCAGCAGCUUCCUCUGCACCUCUGCACCGAGAUCGCCGUCAGCGUCCACCUGCCCACGCUCUCCAAGGUCUCCAUCUUCAGCAGCUGCGAGACCAGUCUGCUGGAAGAACUGGUGCUGAAGCUGACCCCACAGGUCUCCAUCUUCAGCAGCUGCGAGACCAGUCUGCUGGAAGAACAGGUGCUGAAGCUGACCCCACAGGUGAGACCAGAGGGACCAGGUGAGACCAGGUGA
Knipowitschia caucasica is the source of this 1062-nucleotide messenger RNA. The record is from the annotation of a GenBank genome assembly. Lineage: Eukaryota; Metazoa; Chordata; Actinopteri; Gobiiformes; Gobiidae.